This is a messenger RNA of Manihot esculenta (cassava), 2693 nucleotides long. Its product is annotated as translation initiation factor IF-2. Gene Ontology annotation, molecular function: GTP binding; GTPase activity; translation initiation factor activity. The transcript has 9 exons. Bases 231 to 2414 code for a protein of 727 amino acids. Lineage: Eukaryota; Viridiplantae; Streptophyta; Magnoliopsida; Malpighiales; Euphorbiaceae. The record is from RefSeq and is a predicted model, not a curated record. Gene Ontology annotation, biological process: translational initiation.
GACAUGAUAAAAGUUAUUGUUUUCGUCUUGCAGUCUUGCAUUAGGCUCUCUAACCUUCAAUGCCCUGAUCUUCGACCUGAGGUUCCACUUCCAAGAGCGUUUAAUCACCAGGAGAAAAGUGCGAACUUGUCCCCAGAGCUAUUCGAGGGUUGCUGCAUUCUUCUACGAGUUGCUGCCACUUUAUGACAGUAUUCUUAUUGUGGGUUUUGUAGAGUUUAAGAAGCAUAUGAAUGGCUUGGAGAGCAGCUCGAAAAACGUGUGUUCAUGUUGGUCUGAUUAGAGCUUGGACUACACCAUCACUGUGGCGUGCAGUGGGGUUAACUUCUAAAUGUAAUAUUGAGGUUACAGUGAAAUCAUUUUCUUCUCCAGUUAGAGGCAUACCUGAGUUUUCUUUCAGCUCAUUUUUACGAGGUCAUCACAUUUUCUCUACUUAUAAAUCCUUAAUACGGUGUUUUUAUGCCACUCCACAACUGUCGGCUAGAAGAAGAAAUAAUGAUGAGCCUGUUGGUUUGAAGAUCCAAACUAAAGGAAAAUUUAAGGAUAAGAAUAGAAACAGGACCCAACCGCCUGUUGAAGCUCCAUAUGUGGCUCCUAAACUGAAAAGGAAUACCAAGUCUUCGCUAGAUAAAACAGUGGACAUAUUUGAAGGCAUGACAGUUGUUGAGCUUGCGAAGCGCACUGGUCAGUCCAUUGCCACCCUGCAGGAUAUUCUUGUCAAUGUUGGGGAAAAGGCUCGUUCAGAAUUUGAUCCCCUCAGCAUUGAUGUUGCAGAGCUGGUUGGAAUGGAAGUUGGGGUCAACGUCAGGAGGCAACACUCCAGUGAAGGUGCAGAAAUUCUUCCACGUCCUCCUGUUGUGACUGUCAUGGGGCAUGUUGACCAUGGUAAAACUUCACUUUUAGAUGCAUUGCGUCAAACAUCAGUGGCGGCUAAGGAAGCUGGAGGGAUAACUCAGCAUCUGGGUGCUUUUAUUGUUGGCAUGCCAUCGGGAUCAUCAAUCACAUUCCUUGACACUCCUGGUCAUGCAGCAUUUAGUGCAAUGAGGGCAAGAGGUGCUGCAGUAACUGAUAUAGUUGUGCUUGUCGUAGCUGCUGAUGACGGGGUGAUGCCUCAAACUCUUGAAGCCAUAUACCAUGCUAAAGCAGCUAAUGUACCAGUUGUAGUUGCUAUAAAUAAAUGUGACAAACCGGCAGCCAAUCCAGAGAGAGUUAAAAUCCAGCUUGCAUCAGAGGGCUUGCAGCUGGAGGAGAUGGGUGGGGAUGUUCAGGUUGUUGAAGUUUCAGCUGUUAAAAAAACUGGAUUAGAUGACUUGGAAGAGGCUUUACUUCUUCAGGCAGAGAUUAUGGACCUAAAAGCACGUGUUGAUGGCCCUGCUCAAGCUUAUGUGGUAGAGGCUAGGCUUGACAAAGGACGUGGUCCAUUGGCUACUGCAAUAGUGAAAACAGGGACUUUGGUUUGUGGGCAGCAUGUGGUUGUGGGUUCGGAGUGGGGAAAAAUAAGGGCUAUUAGGGAUAUGGUAGGGAAACUGACUGAUCGAGCUAAACCUGCAAUGCCAGUUGAGAUUGAGGGGCUUAAGGGGCUUCCUAUGGCUGGUGAUGAUAUUGUCGUUGUGGAAUCAGAGGAGCGAGCUAGGAUGCUUAGUGCAGGGAGGAAAAGGAAAUUUGAGAAAGAUAGACUUAUACAGAUGAUUGAUGAAAGGCCAGAAACCAUAGAAGUAACAGAUGACAUACCUGUGCCUGAGAGGGUUGAAAUGCCAAUAAUUGUAAAAGCAGAUGUGCAGGGAACUGUUCAGGCUGUCACAGAUGCACUAAAGACUUUAAAUAGUCCCCAGGUUUUUGUGAAUGUAGUGCAUGUUGGUGUUGGGUCUAUUUCUCAGUCUGAUGUGGACUUGGCACAAGCUUGUGGUGCAUGCAUUGUUGGAUUCAAUGUGAAGACUCCACCUAGUGCUGUCACUAUGGCUGCAACUCAAGCCAGGAUAAAGAUAAUGCAACAUCGUGUGAUCUAUCACCUUUUGGAGGAAGUCGGCAACUUAAUAGUGGACAAGGCCCCUGGAACUUCUGAGACCAAGGUAGCUGGGGAAGCUGAAGUGCUGAGUAUUUUUGAGCUUAAAGGGAGGAGCAAGUCUGUAGGAGGUGAUAUGAAGAUUGCUGGCUGCAGGGUGAUAGAUGGCCAAGUUACCAGAACAGCAAUCAUGAGGCUUCUAAGGAGUGGGGAUGUUGUUUUUGAAGGAUCUUGCACAUCUCUCAAGCGGGAGAAGCAGGAUGUGGAAAGAGUAGGCAAAGGAAAUGAAUGUGGACUUAUGCUCGGCGAUUGUGAUGAUUUCCGGGUGGGAGACGUCAUCCAAUGUUUAGAGCAAGUAGUUAGGAAACCAAAGUUCAUUUCAUCAGAAAGUGGUGCUGUUCGAAUUGAGUGCUGAUAAUGCUGUUUUUUCCUGUAUUUUUCUCCUUUACACAGAAGCUGGGCAGUUGCAUUGCUCAUCUAGCUGCAAUUCCAAACAGAGCGACUCUCACAAGGGACUUGAUCGUGUUCUGCUCAAUUUUGUGAAUUCUGAUUCAGUUGAGAAUUGAUAAUAGAUUUUGUUGUACGUUUGAGGAAAUUGCUACUUAUUUAACCAAAACAGCAGAGAAAAUAGGGGUAAUAUUACAUUAGACUUCAUUCUUUCUACAGCAUAAGGUUAACAGAGCUUAGUUUUGAA